AUGCCCAAGACACAACCAAAUAAAAAAUAUAUCAAAAAAAACUCAAAUAAUAAUAAUCCAAUAGAAGUAUCAAAAGUAAUAAAUACAGGUUCAUCUUCAAAAUUAAAAAAAAAAAUAAGAGAUAUAGAAAGACUUCUUAAAAAAUCCUCAGAACCAAAUUCAAAAUCAAAAUUACCAGCAAAUAAAAAAAUUGAAUAUGAAAGAGCAUUAAAAGGUUUAAACAUUGAAUUACAACAAUCACAAUUUAAUAUAAAACAAAAAACAAAUGCAACAAAAUAUCAUAUGGUUAGAUUUUUUGAAAAAAAAAAAGCUAUACGUAAAUUAAAACAAUUAAGAUCUCAAUUUAAAGAAAUUGAAAAAACUGGAAUUAAAAAAGAUAUAAAAAAGGUAAGAAAACAAUUACGACAUGGAGAAAUUGAUUUAUUAUAUAUUGUUUUAUUUCCAAAAUCUGAAAAAUAUAUUUCUUUAUAUCCUAGUUCAAAUAAUGAAAAUUUAAAUGAUCCAAAUGUGAAAGCAGGCCUCAAGAAGACAGAAGCAAGAAGAUCGGAAUUUAAAAAACAAGUUGAAUCAAUGCUUAAGGAAAAUAAAUUAGAUUUUACAAUUGAUGAUAUAUUACAAAAUAAAAAACAAAUUAAAACUCUUGAAAUUAUUAAACCAACUAAAGAAAUCGACGCACCAGAGACAAAAGAAGAAAAUAAGGAAGAAGAAGAAGAUGAUUUCUUUGAAUAA
Lodderomyces jiufengensis is the source of this 729-nucleotide messenger RNA. RefSeq lists its product as uncharacterized. The record is from RefSeq and is a predicted model, not a curated record. Gene Ontology annotation, biological process: maturation of SSU-rRNA from tricistronic rRNA transcript (SSU-rRNA, 5.8S rRNA, LSU-rRNA). Lineage: Eukaryota; Fungi; Ascomycota; Pichiomycetes; Serinales; Debaryomycetaceae. The coding region runs from base 1 to 729 and encodes 242 amino acids. Gene Ontology annotation, cellular component: nucleolus; preribosome, small subunit precursor. The transcript has a single exon.